AUGCUCAAGGAAGAAAGAGAAUUCCCCAUUACUGCCUUGUUCAAUGAUAUAAGUAAGAGAUGGUCAGAAUUAUUUUAUGAGAGACGAAUGAAAUAUGCCAAGUUAAAAACCACCUUUGUCCCUUCAGCAGAAACUAAAAUAAUGGCUAGCAAAAAUCUGGGAAAUAAGCUUUUGGUCCAUCAAAUAGAUGAAGACACAUUCAACGUUACUGCAGAUAAUAGGAUUGCAAUGGUCCGUCUACGAAUCAAAACAUGUUCGUGUCGAGAGUUUGAUUUGGACAAAAUACUAUGUCAACAUGCUAUGGCAGCACUUGACAUAAAUUUGGAGGGCAAGAUGAUUUACGAGUAUUCUUCUCCAUAUUAUAAGGUAGAGUCAUACAUACUUGCAUAUGCAGACCCAAUUUAUCCGGUGCCAGAUGAAGAAUUUUGGAACCUUCCACCGGAAGUUUUAGAGAGAGUAAUACCUCCACCUGAAAAAAGGACUAAACCGGGAAGAAAUCAGCAGAAAUGGAUGCCUACUAUAGGAGAAAUGGUUUCAAAGAAGAGAAAUAGAUGCUCUCUGUGUAAAAGCAUUGGCCACAAAAAAAGUACAUGUCCUAUGAAAUCGAAUGGAGUUGCAUGA
This is a messenger RNA of Capsicum annuum, 621 nucleotides long. RefSeq lists its product as uncharacterized. The coding region runs from base 1 to 621 and encodes 206 amino acids. The transcript has a single exon. NCBI's taxonomy places the organism in Eukaryota, Viridiplantae, Streptophyta, Magnoliopsida, Solanales, Solanaceae. Gene Ontology annotation, molecular function: nucleic acid binding; zinc ion binding. The record is from RefSeq and is a predicted model, not a curated record.